AUGAGUUAAUAAGAAAUUGAAUGUAGUACAGAUUGUAAAGCAAUUGGGCUUACUAAUGAAAAAAAAGAGAAAAUUCAAAAUAGAAUAACUAUUGAUUAGAUGCCAAAUGUACUAAAUAUUUAUUUGAUUUUAUUUAGAAAGGAUUACCUAAUUGCCAUUGCCAACUUUCAAAAGAUCAUAAAUCAAAAAAAUGUCAAAGUAUGGCAAAAUGUAAAUAUUAAUUGACAAAUGAGUUAAGUUAAUUGAUAGAUAUCACUUUAUACAAAUAUUUAAAUGAAAUAAGCAAUAGUGACACUAGUAUUGAAGCUACUGCUUAUAAAAAAAUAAUUCAUUGCAUAAGAGAUUUUAAUUCAAUGAAAGAUAAUAAUGAUGAGUUUAGAUUGAAGCUUAAAUUAAUCAAUAAAGACUAAGAAAUAGAAGCUUAAGACAAAGAUUAAGAACCACUAGAAGAAAGUUAUCCAAAACUUGCAGCAGAGUUAAAAGAAUCUCCUUAAGAUUUUAAGAAUGGUCAUUUUAUUAGAAUUGCAAUUUGCCUAUAAGAAUAAAUAGAUUAGGUAUUAUUCUUAAAAUAAAUUAGAUUCUUGAUGGUGAAGAAACUUUUUUUUUUUUUUUUUUCAAAUAAGGACUUGAUUGCUCAAUAUAAAAAUCUAUUUAAUUUUUACAAAGAGCAAAUUAAAGAGAGAUUGAGUGUUAAUGGGAUUAAUCUUAGGGUAGUACAAGUGUAUCAAAACUAAAAAGUGAUACCUAUAAAAUAAGCUUAAUUUCUAUUCAAAAAAAUUAAUUGGAUUUUGAACCUUUAAAGAAAGAAAAUCUAUAAUUUUUAAACUUUUAUUAAGAUGAAUGCUAAGGUCAAAUAUAUAACAAGAUUAAUACAAGUAAUAUAAAUUAUAAUAUUCCAAUUGAAAAUUCUUUGGAAUCAUUAAAAGUGGCUUUAAAGUUUUUUUUAAAAGAAAAAUUAAAAGAAUUCAAACCACACAUAAUAAUUUUUUUUUUUGAAAUUUCAAAUACAUUAAUCAAAGAUCCACAAAUAUUUUAUCAAUUAGUUAAAUCAUUUCAUAAAAUAUCUUAAGGAAGAUUAAUAAUAAUACCUUAAAUUGAUCAACAAUUUUAAUUUAGCAAAAGCGAAAUAAUUUAAUUGUAUAUCAAUUGCACUAAUAAUUGUUUUUUGGGAUGUUUAAAAAAUUAACAUACUUAAAAAUUAGAUUAAUCUAGCUUGAUAUAAUAUUAUGAAAGAUUAUAUCCUUACUUUAUUGAAGCAAAUAAUCAAUUAAAAAAAUAAUAUUAUCGAAAUUAAUUAAAAUCACUUUAAAUUCAAUAAUAAAAAUAAGUUGAAAAAUAAUCUAGAUAAAAUCUACACAAAGAAUUUCCUCUAAUUGACAAAGAUGGAAAUUUAGUACUAUUAGAUAUAGGUUAAGAAAUUGACAUUACUAAAAUUUAGUAUUUUGUUGAAUACGAUUAAAAUCAAAAUGGAGAAUAUAAUGGAUUUAUAAUAUUAAUAGAAAACAAAAGAAUUUAAGUAAUUUUUUUUUCAGAGUAAAAUCCGUUAGUUUAAUCCAAAAAUUAAAAAUUCUCAAUUGUAAAAAAAUAGCAAAUUUCUUUACCUUAAAAUAAAAAUGGUGUUUAUUUCUUUGAUAAAGAAUUAAAUAUCUUAAUUUAUUUCUUUGGUUAUUCUGAAACUGAUGAAUUUUGUAGUGAUAUUUAAUUUAUAGAGAUCUCAAAUUAAAUAAUUGAAUGGUAAAUAGUGAAAUAUUAAUAAUCUAAAAAAAAAGUAGAAGAUGGUACUUAUACUAACUUUUAAUAAAUUAUAAACCUUAUCAAAUACAGAUCAUAAUUUUCUGUUACAAAAAAUAGGAUUGAUGGCUUUAGUAGUUAGGAUAAUUCUUAUGUAUGUAUAGGAGGGACCUAUUAUAAUGAUGAGUGCAAUUAUGGGUGCAUUAUAUAGGAAGUAGUUAUUGAAUUUAAAUAAAAAGUUUAUAAUACUAAAAUAGUAGAGAAAUCAAAAAUUGAUAAAUUUUACAAAGAAUGUCCAAAUCCCUUAUUAAUUAGGAUGAACGAGGCAUUUGUAUUAUAUUUUGAAAAAAAUGGACCUUUCAAUAUUAAUAAUUGCAAUCCUUCUAUAACAAAAUUAUGUUUUUGGAAAUCCAGGUAACAUUUAAUUCAAAAUAUAAAAAUAAAUUUUAAGGAUAAUAAAACUUCUCAUUGGUUAUUGCAGCUCAACCAAUAAUUAUCCUCUAAUCAAAAAAAUAUACGAAUGUGUCAUGUACAGUAAGCAGUUGAAAAUUUAUUGAGUUUUCGAAUACUUGUAGAAGAAUAGUUUGUUCAAAAAUAACCCUUAUAUAAUGAAAACAAACUUACAUUAAGGAAAUUCUUUAUUUUAACAAUCUCUUUUUUUUCAUUAAAAAAUGAAAUUCUAAUAGAUUGCAAAUAAUUUUAAAUGAAUUCUCAUAUUUAACUGAAAACAAUAAAUGAUUUAUAAAGGGAAGAAAAAUAGGAGUUAUAUUAAAAUGUAAAAAUUUUGAAAAAUUUAGUCAGUUGAAAAUUUAAAAAAUACUUUCAUUUUCCAUUAUAAAGAAUAUGAUCACUAAUAUAUCUUGUGCUAUAUUAAUGAGACAAAAAAAGUAGAGUUUAAAAGAUUUGUUUUUUAUGAUCCUAAAACAUAAGAUAAUGAUGACUUUAGAGAUUACUAAGAACUUAUUUAUUAAGAUUGGGCAUUCUCUAAAUUAUAUUUAAUAAGGAAAUAAAUAACAUUAACUGAGUGUUAAUUAAGAAUAUAUGAAUGGUAAUAAAUUAUAAUAAUUUUUAGUCACCAUAUAAAUUUUAUAGAUAUUAAAGAUUCCUAAGAUGAUAUAUUACACCAAGUUCAUAUUCAUUAGAUUUAUAUGAUUUCCGAUUUCAAAAGUACAUAUUAAUUACUUGGGUGUCAUGUUGAAAUUAAAAAUGAUGAUACUUUUGAAGCAAUAGUAUUAACAAAUAAAAAUUAUUAUCAAAUAGUUAAUCAAAAAAAAGCAAUUACUCAUACAAACAAAAAACAUAACAAACCUUUAAAUGUAAAUGCAUAAUAGAAAUUUUAUUUUAUAAAAUUCAAGUCUUCAUAUUAUCUUUUUUACAAAAAAUUAUAAUUUUAAUAAGCAAGCGUUAAUAAAGUAUCUUAAAACAUUAUUGAAAUCAAAUAUUUGUUUUUGGAUUCAAAUUUGUAAGUUUUAAUUGGAAAUACAAUAUUAUGUUCAUUAAAUGAAAAUUUACCAAUAUUUGGACCUUUAGAUGGUUUAAUAAAUACCAUUAAAUCAUAAGAUAAUCUGAUGGAAAUUCAAAUUUUGAUUAACUAAAACACACUAAUAUUUAAAUCAUCGAUAAUAUGUAGAGUUAAUUAAGAAACAAAUUAAUUAGAUUAGCUUAAUGUGAAUUCAUAAAUUCCUUCUAAGAACGAAGGAUUCAAUAUGUUUCCUUUAAUCUAAUCAAAUAGAAAGAAAGGAGAUUACAUAGUUAAAUAGUCUAAGGAUCAUUCUAAAAUUUGUUGUGAAUGA
Molecule: messenger RNA, 3524 nt
Organism: Paramecium pentaurelia
Lineage: Eukaryota; Ciliophora; Oligohymenophorea; Peniculida; Parameciidae
Source: the annotation of a GenBank genome assembly